CCAUACCCACCGGCGCCACGAAUUUUUGUGACAUUAAAGCUGCCUCCGUUUCCAAAAAAAUAUAACUGACAACGGAGUAGGGCCACGCUAUAUAUUUUACCAGGUUAUGGUUAAAAAUUAAAAAUAAUUUAUAGUUGUUUUGUGUAUAUUUUAUACAUUUCUAACGAGCAACUUCAACUUUAAUAAGUAAUAAGCAAAAACUAAAAUGGCUUCAAACGAAGGCCGUGUUCAAUCUAACUUGCAUCAGCAGGAUCUAUCUAAAUUGGAUGUUACAAAAUUAUCGGCAUUGUCUCCUGAAGUUAUAUCAAGACAGGCUACUAUCAACAUUGGAACAAUUGGGCAUGUAGCUCAUGGGAAGUCAACAGUUGUGAAAGCUAUAUCAGGAGUACAAACUGUCAGAUUUAAGAAUGAGCUUGAAAGAAACAUUACUAUUAAGUUGGAGCGUGUAUCUGACUCACUCAUAAGAAUGUUUUGUGAAAGAAGUGAAGAAAUAGCUGAAGAUGUAUUUCAAGGAAAAUUAACUAAAGGAAAACACAAUCAGCAUACACUGUCUGAGGCCGAAGAACCCCCUGCAAAGAAAAGGAAAAAGAAAAGUCAAGAUCUAGAAGAGUUUCAUAUUGAAAAUAUACUUGACUUUAAGUUUGAAAAUGGCAUAGAAUACUUCUUUAUAAAAUGGAGAGGCUGGCCAGAUAGUGAUAAUACUUGGGAGCCAAUUGAAAACUUAGAUAAAUGUCCUGUUAUUCUACGGUCAUUUUUAUUUCAUCAAGAAGAAAAAUAUUGUAAGUCAUUUGAAAAACUUACAGGUGAAUUGUCAUUUGACAACUUACUCAGUGAAGAGAAUCUUGUUAAAAGAUUAGUGGAUUUUGAAGAAUUUCCCGUGUUAACUUUAAAAGAUAAACUUUUAAUAAAAUUGUUAAGUCUGACAACCCUGACUCUAAAAGAAGAAUGCCAUGUAGCUAACUUAGUGCAGGAAACAAGAGAUAUCCUACAAAUGUAUGUUUUGGCUAGAAAAAGAUGUAGACAACUUAUGGCUUUAAAGGAAUGGGAGGAGUUUUUGAAUCAAGUUGAUAAAUGUAAGAGGUUAGUUGUUGAAAAUGAAUUUGAUUUGUGUGGCCCUCCAGAGAAUUUUACAUAUAUUAAUGAAUGUAUUCCAGGGGUGGGAGUUGUUAUACCAACAGAACCACCCAUUGGUUGUGAUUGUACUGCAUGCAAUUGUCGAUCAAAAGGCUGCUGUGGAAUGCAAGCUGGUCUAUUUGCCUAUACAAUCAAGAAAAGGCUAAGAGUGGCAUCCGGCACACCCAUCUUUGAGUGUAAUAAAGCAUGUAAAUGUUUAGAUAAUUGUAACAAUCGUGUAGUGCAGAAAGGUAGAAACAUAAAGCUCACAAUAUUCAGAACAAGUAAUGGCUGUGGGUGGGGAGUUAAAACUUGUCAAAAAAUCUAUCAAGGUCAGUUUAUCUGUCAGUAUGUCGGUGAAGUCAUUACUUUUGAAGAAGCAGAAAAGCGCGGUCGGGAGUAUGAUGCCAAUGGUCUAACCUAUCUAUUCGAUUUGGACUUUAACUCGGCCGAGAAUCCUUAUACCAUUGAUGCCUGCAAUCUAGGUAAUGUAUCACAUUUUAUAAAUCACUCUUGUGAGCCAAAUCUUGGAGUUUGGGCAGUUUGGGCAGAUUGUCUCGAUCCAAAUUUACCCAUGUUAGCGUUAUUUGCAACGAGAGAUAUUGAAGCUGGGGAAGAAAUACGCUUUGACUACCUGCAUAGGUCUAAUGAAGAAGAACCAACAACCCCACAUAAAGUAUCACAAGAAGUAACUGAUCCAGAUCCAGACACAAAUCUGCCAUCUCCUUCAGAAGGGAACACGGCCAGUUCUCCAGUGUCUCCAGAAAAAUUGAGAUAUGAAGUACAUCAGCAAAAUAAGAGUUUGAGAAAACAAACAGAGUGUAAAUGCGGCGCUGUUAAGUGUAGAAAGUAUAUAUUUUAAGAGUGAUAACCAUAACAUGUGUGAGUUAAAGUUUUUACUUUGUCUUGUUGUCACUGUCAUAUUAGUAAUAUAUAUAGAUAAUAGUAUUAUAAGAAUUAUUUGAGCAUUUUUGGCAAUGAUUUUGUUUGUAAAAUAUAAGUUUAUCUAAAAUUAUAUUUGUAUUUGAUCAUUUUUUUGGUUGCACGAACAAAUGCUUAUUGGGUUUAAAUUUUAUUGAUCUAAAACUUUAUUAAUGUCAUAAUUUUUACUCUUCUGAAGUUCUGAGUUCAAAGAGUUUAGAGGGUAAAUGCAUAUUAUAUAAUUUUUAAUUUAGUACCUUAUUAAGUUUAUGCUUUAUCACAUAAAAUUGUUCUUUUCUUGAAUAAGGCUUAGAAAUAUUGUUAGAUGAAAACAUUUAAGUAAGUUAUUUUGUAAGAUGAUAUCUGAUUAUAUGUUAUUUCAUAAAAAAAAAAUUAUUAUCAUUUACAAUAUUUACACAUACAAUUAUGGAGUAGUAUGUCUAUAUAUGGUACUGUAAACUUUCAAGAGUUUUAGCAUAUGUAAUGAUGAUAUCCGCUGAGCAGUGGACCAGAUGGACUCAAUUUCGAAUUGGUUUCUCAUUAUUAUACAAUUCUGUAAAAGUACCUUUUUUAUGUAAUGUAUUAUGCAAACUAUAGAAGUAUAAUUUAUAUUUUUUUAAAUAAAUUUAGAUUUAUUUUACAAGCUUUGCGAUUU
Pieris rapae (cabbage white) is the source of this 2689-nucleotide messenger RNA. It is a transcript of the gene Eif2g, whose product is annotated as eukaryotic translation initiation factor 2 subunit 3. Gene Ontology annotation, biological process: formation of translation preinitiation complex; positive regulation of translational fidelity. Lineage: Eukaryota; Metazoa; Arthropoda; Insecta; Lepidoptera; Pieridae. The transcript has 3 exons. The coding region runs from base 206 to 1975 and encodes 589 amino acids. Gene Ontology annotation, cellular component: eukaryotic translation initiation factor 2 complex; nucleus; cytosol. The record is from RefSeq and is a predicted model, not a curated record. Gene Ontology annotation, molecular function: histone H3K9 methyltransferase activity; tRNA binding; GTPase activity.